AUGGCUUGUGAGAAGAGAGCCUGCUUCUGGACAAAUGUGCUCUCCAUCCUGCUCGUCGCCGCAGGCUGCAACGCCGACGAAGCUUCUGGAGCGACGAACAGCGUCACAGUCACGUCUAACUUCGUUCCAUUCUACAGCCACCCUCAUAUCCACGCCGUUCAGAGAUUACUGAAGCUAUCACGGAAUACGCACACAGAGAAGGAAAAUGCCCUGAAGAGAAUUUUCCUGUCUACGCCAAAUGUAACUUGCAACGAUGGAUCUCCUGCAGGCUUCUACCUACGAAGAUCAAACAACAGUAAUAGAUGGAUAGUGUUCCUUGAAGGAGGAUGGUACUGCUUUGACACAGAAACAUGUCUUAAUCGCUGGACAGAACGACGUUACUUAAUGAGCUCUUCCCAUUGGCCUGAAACACGUACUGUUGGAGGAAUAUUGUCUUCUAACCAAGAAGAAAAUCCUUUCUGGCAUAAUACAAAUCAUGUGCUAGUACCCUAUUGCAGCAGCGAUUCUUGGAGUGGAUCAAGAAACAAACCUCUGAAGGAUCUACAGUUCACAUUCAUGGGUGCCAUUAUUGUAUCACAGGUUAUAGAGGAUUUGUUGCCUCUGGGAUUAAGCAAAGCAACAUCCCUAAUGCUAGCAGGUAGCAGUGCUGGUGGAACUGGAGUCAUAGUCAACCUUGAUGUAGUCAAAGAUUAUUUACACAACAAAGUUGGCUUGCAGCAAAUAGAAGUGAGAGGUGUUUCUGAUUCUGGGUGGUUUCUGGACAGAGAUCCUUACAUCGGCAAUGCACAAAGUCAAACCUCAUCAAUAACGGUGCGCAAAGGGCUGGCAUUGUGGCAAGGCCAACUGCCUGCUCGUUGCGUUCAGAAAUAUUCAAGUGAUCCGUGGAACUGCUACUUUGGGUACAGGUCAUACCCAAUGUUAUCAGCUCCAUUGUUCAUAUUUCAGUGGCUUUUUGAUGAAGCUCAAAUGACAGCUGAUAAUGUAGGCAUACCUGUGACAAAGCAGCAAUGGGACUACAUUUACAAAAUGGGAGACAGCCUUCGCAACACAUUCCAGAAUGUAUCUGCUGUGUUUGCACCAUCAUGCAUUUCACAUUCUGUCCUCCUGAAGAGAGACUGGCUGUCAAUAAAGAUUAAUGAUAUAUCACUUUCACAUGCUUUAAAAUGUUGGGAAAUGAAAUCAUACAAAAAACAACUGAUGGAGCAGUGUGGAAAUCAAAAGAACAACUAUUUAACAGGAACUCCAGUUAUGAAAGAAGAAAUUGAGAAAGGCAUCAAAAACUCAAAAACCAACAAAACCACAGGGCCUGAUGAAAUUCCAAUUGAACUUAUUAAACUCCUUGAUGAAGAAGGAAGGCAGCACAACUGCAUGCGUUCACCAAGAUAUGCAUCACACACACAUCAGAACUCCAGAGAUUCUAAUGACUCAUGUCAUUAUCAUAUAAUAGAAAGGUGUUCGUGGCCACAAUGCAAUCAUUCAUGUCCAAAACUGCAGAACCCUUAUACAGGAGAAGAAAUGGACUUCAUUGAAUUGUUAAAAUCAUUUGGCCUUGACAUGGUGAAUGUUGCAAAUGCACUUGAUAUUGACAUUCAUACACUUAACAAUAUGGAUCAUGAGGAAUUGCUUCAGUUACUUACACAACAAGCUAACUGA
This is a messenger RNA of Schistocerca nitens (vagrant locust), 1653 nucleotides long. It is a transcript of the gene Notum, whose product is annotated as palmitoleoyl-protein carboxylesterase NOTUM. Bases 1 to 1653 code for a protein of 550 amino acids. The transcript is spliced from 12 exons. The record is from RefSeq and is a predicted model, not a curated record. Gene Ontology annotation, molecular function: hydrolase activity. NCBI's taxonomy places the organism in Eukaryota, Metazoa, Arthropoda, Insecta, Orthoptera, Acrididae.